Notodromas monacha is the source of this 2985-nucleotide messenger RNA. Lineage: Eukaryota; Metazoa; Arthropoda; Ostracoda; Podocopida; Cyprididae. The record is from the annotation of a GenBank genome assembly.
CUUUUUCCCGAAGGUGUUUUGUUUAUAAUUGUGACAGUGACAAUCAAAUACCGCAUUCAUUCGUGUGAAGUGAAAAUGCUGUUGAAGGUUGUGAUCAGCAACUUCAAAACCUACGUAGGAAACCACGAAUUCGGCUCUUUCGAUCGUCUUGGCAUCGUCGGAUUCACUGGAGUAAAUGGAAUCGGGAAAUCAAACUUAUUCGAUGCUAUUGGAUUCGGACUUUGCGCCGACAAAGUGGUCCUUCGUGCUUCAUCACUUGGACAGCUUCGUGCUCGAGUGAAGGAUACAGAUGCUAAUCUCAGUCAAGUGAAGUUAGUGUUCAGGGACGUUGAGAACGGGGCUGAAAUUUGUCUGAGCCGUACCUUGACAAGAUCUGGGGAGAAAACCUCAUUCGCCAUGAACGGGAAUAACGUCAGUAAAAACGCGUACCUGGCGCAAGUUGCUGCUCUGGGGUUCUGUCUCGUUGCUCGCAAUUUCACAAUGCGUCACGAGGAGAUCAUCGCCAUGGUCACGAUGUCCGGAGCUCAAAGGUUCCAGAUGUUCGUUGAUCUCUCAGGAACCCGUGAGUUGUUCAACGAAAGCAAAGAGAUAGCAUCCAGAGUGGCCAGUGCUCUCAAGGAAGCCGAGAAAUUGAAGAAUCUGAAAGCUGAUAUUUUGGCGGUUGCGAAGAAUCACCGGAAAACCCUGAGCGGGUUAAAAGAAUUUGAAAAUCUCAACGGAGAAAGCGAAAUGCUGAUGGUGGAAGCUGCUUUGAUACGCGUACGAUUGGCCGAGAAGCGCAUCGAAGGUGUUGAAGAAGAGAUCAGUGCUCUGAAGGACGAAUACAGUAAAAUGAAGCAGAAGGAAAUUACGGAAAACCUAGAACAACGUAUAAAAUCACUGCUGAAUCAAGUUGAGGAAGCUCAAAAUCGGCGAGUUGUGAUUCGCGGAACCUUGAUGGAUAACGAAGCCUUGCUGAGCAAGUUGUGGGAAGCAUUCAGGGAGUCUGAAAGCAAGCGAAGUGAGAUCCACCUGAUUCUCCGAAACGUGGAGCGAAAACUUGAGCAAGAAAUGCUGAUGGUGGAAGCUGCUUUGAUACGCGUACGAUUGGCCGAGAAGCGCAUCGAAGGUGUUGAAGAAGAGAUCAGUGCUCUGAAGGACGAAUACAGUAAAAUGAAGCAGAAGGAAAUGACGGAAAACCUAGAACAACGUAUAAAAUCACUGCUGAAUCAAGUUGAGGAAGCUCAAAAUCGGCGAGUUGUGAUUCGCGGAACCUUGAUGGAUAACGAAGCCUUGCUGAGCAAGUUGUGGGAAGCAUUCAGGGAGUCAGAAAGCAAGCGAAGUGAGAUCCACCUGAUUCUCCGAAACGUGGAGCGAAAAAUUGAGCAAGGGAAGCAGGACAAGCAGAGACUUGUGGAAUUGAUAGGUAACCUGGAGACAAAUGCUCCUGUACAAACCAGUGCCAAUUUCGAGCAAGAAUCGUCCCUCAUGAUGGCGGAAGAGUCAGUCUUCUGCGAACUUCUGGAAAGGCUUUCUAUUGCGGACAGAGAACGUGUGCAGACUACGAAGCAGCAGGUGAUGAAUCGAGUCAGUGACAAAUUCCCGAUUCUGAUGGCGAAGUUGGAAAGCAUCAAAACGUUGGAGACUAAAAGGGAUGCUGAAAACACCACAGUCAAGGGCUUAUCAGAGAAAUUGAAUAAUUUGACGAAUUUACUGAUCGGAGAUACGGAAAAAUGCAUUGAAGCUGCGGAGAAGAACAUAAGGGCUGCUGAAAUCAAGGUUGCGGAGGAAAAAGAACUUCUGAAAACAUCAGACGAAGCAAUGAAGAGCAACGCUUUGGAUUUGAUGUCGAAUGCGAAGCAAGCGCAAGAACUUCGGCUGGAACUGAGAAGAGUGGAGAGUAAAAGUGAAAUGAACAGCUACACUGCCGAAGUGUCGAGAGCCGUGAAAGAACUUCGUCGACACGUUUCCUCGUCUGAUGUUUUGGGUUCAUUCCAUGACGUGCUCAUGUACGCCGGACCAGGAUCGUUGAAACCUGCAAUGGCACGAAUGGUCUUGGCAAAGAAGGGCCACAUCGUGAUCAAAGAUUUGCGCACUGCUUUCCAAUGUCUCCGAUUCCUGGAAACAUCACACCUGGCGAAUAUGAUGCAUAAAUUUCGGCUUAUAAUCCUAGACGAUCUGCGUGUCCUGAAGAAUCAAAAACCCGCGAUGUUGCCUCCGAAAGCUGUUUACCUCAGCAGUCUUCUGCGGAAAAAUGUCGGAUGCGUCAUCAGUGACGAGGAUUUCUCCAAGCUCAGAAAUCAUUUCGUUGGCAACGCCGUCGUCUGUCGGACUUUGGAAGAAGCUGAUGAUCUGUGGUGUAGGCUGCAGCAGAAGCAUUACGUGAUUGCUGGUGAUGGGACGAUGAUCGACACGCGUGGAUGCCUGGUGGUCGGCGGUAAAACGUUGCGAGAGGAAAUGGAGCUAUUUUUCGAAGGGAACGAAAGCUUCGGAUCCCAAGAGAAGCGCGCUGACUUGGAAGGAAGAUUGCAAAAUUUGGAAAUUGCUAGGCUGGCGUUGGUUGCGGAAAGUGUGAGGUUAGCGCGAGUCAGGCAGGAAUUGCUGAUAGUAAAGCAAGCGUUGGACCAUGAAGCAGAUGCUUGCAAGCAGAAGCUUUCAAAUUUGAAGAAAAUGCGGACUGAACAAACCGCGGAAGUCCAAAAGCUGACGGCUCUGAUCAAAGACAAAAAGACUGGGUUGACGUAUAUUUCGACGCAAAUGAUCGAACAGAAGCAGGAAAUUUCGCGGAUUCGUUCGGAAAUCUGCGAGCUUGAAAAGCGGACUUUUGAGCCUCUGGCUCGGGAGCUGGGAUUAAAUUUGAAAGACCUGACGACUCUGGCUCAAUUUGGCAGGGACCAGUUUACAGUCGCUGCGAGUCGCAGUGCUGCUGAACACGUCCGAUUGUCGAAAGAGCGACGGGCUCAGGAAAACCUGGCUGCGAAAAAGCACGAAUUGACCCGCGUUGAU